AUGGUAUUCCUCCUCGAGCGCCUCCGCCCAACACGGUGUACAUCUAACGCCACAUAUCCGAGAGGCCGGCGGCUCUGCGGCGACGUGUGCUGCCCGGGACGUGCAGAAGACAACUGCCGCUUGCUGCUGGCGGCUUCGAAGGCUGCCUUUUGGUCGCUUCGGGCCCUGAGCGCCGGCAGUGCCACCGCUCUGAUGCAUCGGCCCGCCCAGGCGCGGCCGAAUCGGGGGGGGUGGUCGGGCAGGAGAGACUCCCGGCAUGAGGAGGGCUGGCAUGGGGAGGCAGACAAAGGUCGCGAGUAG
Molecule: messenger RNA, 300 nt
Organism: Prorocentrum cordatum
Lineage: Eukaryota; Dinophyceae; Prorocentrales; Prorocentraceae
Source: the annotation of a GenBank genome assembly